CACUUUUUGUGGUAGAUGAUAUAUAAAUAUUCUUUUGGAUUGUUUAGUCUUGGAGAAGAUAUAAUAACAAGGCGAGAUGUAGAUGACGAAAAAAAACAACUAGAAAUUAGCCAGGAAACAACUUGGUACCACGAAGGUCCGGAAUCACUGCGAAUAUCUCGGUUAUGGAUAGCCGAAUAUUCUUUACCGAGAGCGAAAGCACGGUUGGAAGAAGCACGGUUGAUGCGAGAUCUACCCAAUGCAGCUAGAACUGCUAAAAGACAGGAGAUACAAAAGAAAAUACAAAAUUUAGCCAUACAUAGCAGCCAAAUAGGAGAUACGCGACCAAUUUCUUCUUGCAUGUUCAGUCCCAACUCUCAACUAUUGGCAACAGGAUCUUGGACUGGAUUAUGUAAAGUGUGGAGUAUACCAAAUUGCGAAUUAAAACAAACUUUAAAGGGCCACAAUUCUAACGUGGGUGCAAUUAUAUUUCAUCCAAAGGCAACAAUAAGUCAAGAAGAAAACGUUUGCAACAUGGUGUCCUGCGCUUUUGAUGGUUCUGUAAAACUAUGGGAUUUCAAAAGUGAAGAACCAAUAGCAGAUAUUGAAGGUCACAUGCCGUAUCGUGUUUCUAAGAUGGGUUUUCACCCAUCGGGACGAUUUCUAGGCACGUGUUGUUAUGACUGCUCAUGGCGGCUAUGGGAUUUACACCAAUGCACAGAAGUGUUGCAUCAAGAAGGCCAUGGGAAACCAGUACACUGUAUUAGUUUCCAAAUAGAUGGUUCGGUUUGUGCUACAGGAAGUUUGGAUGCAUUUGGAAGAGUUUGGGACUUACGAACAGGGCGAUGCAUUAUGUUCAUGGAGGGUCACUUGAAAGGAAUUAUGGGGAUAGAUUUUGCACUUAAUGGCUACCAAUUGGCAACAUCUAGUGAAGAUAAUACAUGCAAGAUAUGGGACUUGAGAAAACGUUCAGCUGUUUAUACCAUUCCUGCGCAUACUAAUUUAGUAUCGGACAUUAAAUAUCAAAAGGAGGGAGAUUUUUUGGUCACCGCGUCAUUCGACACUACUGUAAAGUUGUGGACAAAUCGUACGUGGCAACCCUUAAAGACUUUGUCUGGGCAUGAUGGGAAAGUUAUGUGCGCAGAUAUGUCUCCAGAUAAUCAAUUUAUUGUCAGUGCUUCUUAUGAUAGGACAUUUAAGUUAUGGACUGCAGAAGAUAAAUGUGACAAUUUGUAAUGGGUACAUGUUUGUAACAUUACGAAUAAAUGUGGUUCUUAAGAAUUA
Molecule: messenger RNA, 1263 nt
Organism: Photinus pyralis (common eastern firefly)
Lineage: Eukaryota; Metazoa; Arthropoda; Insecta; Coleoptera; Lampyridae
Product: U4/U6 small nuclear ribonucleoprotein Prp4-like
Exons: 4
Coding region: 16-1215 (399 amino acids)
Biological process (GO): mRNA splicing, via spliceosome
Cellular component (GO): U4/U6 x U5 tri-snRNP complex
Molecular function (GO): protein binding; U4 snRNA binding; U6 snRNA binding
Source: RefSeq, a predicted model, not a curated record